GAGGGUGGCCUGGGGGCUGGGGUGCCAGGGACACCAUCGCCACUGGUGGGAGGGCAGGGCACAGCCCCUCCGUGUCCCUUUGUCUCUCCUGUCUGAAGGCCAGAGCAGGCUGCUAGGCCUGGGGCCACCACUGCCCCUGGGUAUACACUCAGUGUGCUGGGUCACUGAGAACUUCCUGAAGUGGUGUCACCUGAGCUGGGCCCCCAAGGAUGGGGUGCGGGCAGUACCGCAGGAAGAGGAGCAGACCCUAUGAAGAUUGAGAGCUGCCAGGGGCUCUGUGAUUGGCUGCGGGACGACGGCCCGCGCACGGAUUGGCUGCUUCGGGCCGGGGGGCCGGGCCCGGGGGACAGAAUCCGCCCCCGAACCUUCAAAGAGGGUACCCCCGGCAGGAGUUGGCAGACCUAGAAGGUGCGACAGACCCGCAGGGCAAACGGACUGGGGCCGAGGGCCGGGAGCGCGGGCGCAAAGGCACUAGGGCCCGCCCAGGGCGCCGCGCAGCACGGCCUUGGGGGUUCUGGGGGGCCGUCGGGCUCGCGUCUCUCCUUUAGCCAUGGGGUCCGCAGCGUUGGAGAUCCUGGGCCUGGUGCUGUGCCUGGUGGGCUGGGGGGGUCUGAUCCUGGCUUGUGGGCUGCCCAUGUGGCAGGUGACUGCCUUCCUGGACCACAACAUCGUGACGGCGCAGACCACCUGGAAGGGGCUGUGGAUGUCGUGCGUGGUGCAGAGCACGGGGCACAUGCAGUGCAAGGUGUACGACUCGGUGCUGGCUCUGAGCACCGAGGUGCAGGCAGCGCGGGCGCUCACCGUGGGCGCCGUGCUGUUGGCGUUCGUUGCGCUCUUCGUGACCCUGGCGGGGGCGCAGUGCACCACCUGCGUGGCCCCGGGCCCGGCCAAGGCGCGUGUGGCCCUCACGGGAGGCGUGCUUUACCUGCUUUGCGGGCUGCUUGCGCUCGUGCCACUCUGCUGGUUCGCCAACAUUGUCGUCCGCGAGUUCUACGAUCCGUCUGUGCCCGUGUCGCAGAAGUACGAGCUGGGCGCAGCGCUGUAUAUCGGCUGGGCGGCCACCGCGCUGCUCAUGGUAGGCGGCGGCCUCUUGUGCUGCGGCGCCUGGGUCUGCACCAGCCGUCCCGACCUCAGCUUCCCCGUGAAGUAUUCGGCGCCGCGGCGGCCCACGGCCACCGGCGACUACGACAAGAAGAACUACGUCUGAGGGCGCUGGGCACGGCGGGGGCCCUCCUGCCAGCUACGCCUGCGAGGCGUUGGAUGAGCCUGGGGAGCCCCGCAUGGACAGGCGGCUUCCGCCAGGUAGCGCCGCGCGCAGGCACCGCGGAACGUCCGGCUCUGCACCCCGACGCGGUUCCUGGAUGGGCUCCUGCCUGCGCCCGCAGCUGACCCUCUCCUGCCACCAGCCGGGCCCUGCCCUUAACAGACGGACUCGGACAGUUUCCUUUUCUGUGCGCGGCGCUGUUUCCACAGGCAGAGCGGGUGUCAGACUGAGGAUGCCGCUUCCCCUCCAAGACGCUGGGGGUCUUGGCUGUUGCCUUACUUCCCAGAGGCUCCUGCUGACUUCGGAGGGGCGGAUGAAGAGCCCAGGGACCCCACCGGAGAGAUGUGUACAGCUGGUCUUUACCCCAUCAGCAGGGCCCGAGCCCAGGGGCCAGUUACUUGGCCUGGACCUCCUGGUCUCACUCCAACAUCUCCCCAGGCAAGGCUUGUGGGCACCGGAGCUUGAGAGUGGGCGGGAGUGGGAAGGCUAAGAAUCUACUUAGUAAAUGGUUUGAACUCUC
Cercocebus atys (sooty mangabey) is the source of this 1784-nucleotide messenger RNA. It is a transcript of the gene CLDN5, whose product is annotated as claudin 5. The transcript is spliced from 2 exons. Bases 551 to 1207 code for a protein of 218 amino acids. NCBI's taxonomy places the organism in Eukaryota, Metazoa, Chordata, Mammalia, Primates, Cercopithecidae. The record is from RefSeq and is a predicted model, not a curated record. Gene Ontology annotation, biological process: cell adhesion; bicellular tight junction assembly. Gene Ontology annotation, cellular component: bicellular tight junction; plasma membrane. Gene Ontology annotation, molecular function: structural molecule activity.